Messenger RNA from Linepithema humile (Argentine ant), 2655 nucleotides. Its product is annotated as late secretory pathway protein AVL9 homolog. Gene Ontology annotation, cellular component: cytoplasm. The record is from RefSeq and is a predicted model, not a curated record. Lineage: Eukaryota; Metazoa; Arthropoda; Insecta; Hymenoptera; Formicidae.
UGCUUGCUGCCUGUGUCUCAAAUCUGGCGUCACUGAUCCGAGUAUGAUAACGUUGUGUAUGUGUGUACGUAUCGUGUGGCGCAUGUCAAAUCUCGUGUGCCGCUAUCAGCUCGUCUGUCGGUGGGAAGGUAUUUUUUGUGAUUUCGAAAUGACGUUCAUAAAUUGUUGGUAGAAAUAAGUGUUCAGGACUGGAAAUUACCGCAGCGUCGUUUCGACCGGAACUGUAAGGAUGGCGGAAUCGAACGGACCAAUUCUUCACGUCAUUGUUGUCGGAUUUCAUCACAAAAAAGGCUGCCAGGUUGAAUACUCGUUCCCACCCUUGGUGCCUGGUGCGCCUAAUGAGUGUCCUUUAGGAUGGAAGUAUUUGCCUACGCUCGCCUUACCCGAUGGUUCUCACAACUACGACGAAGACACUGUCUAUUUCCAUUUACCUAGUCUCAACGAUCCAAAACGCACGAUAUAUGGCAUUUCAUGUUUUCGACAAAUACCAGUUGAGAAACUGAAAAACCGCACAUCUGACAUAACAAGGGGCACUGUUCAAAAAUCAGUUUGUGUGCUGAGUACUUUGCCUUUGUACGGACACAUUCAAGUGAAAAUGGCCCUAAUAACGCAUGCAUACUUUGAGGAAGGAGAUUUUAGUAAAGUGUCUUUAUUGGAGGAUACUUAUCAUCAUCUUAAUUCGUGUAUGAGUGGCGAUAGUCAGAUACCACCACAAAUUUUUGUUGGUUUAUCAGCAAGAGAUUUUAUACUGCAAUUUCGUCACAAAGUAUUGCUCUUAUUUAAACUACUUUUGCUUGAGAAAAGGAUAGUUUUUUAUCAAUCGCCUGUGCAGCCAUUAUGUGCCACAAUAUUGACUCUAUUGUCAUUGUAUCCUGGCAUGAUCGAGCAUGGUCUUCAACAAGCGGCUUGUGUCAGACCAUCCAGGCCAAUGUCUCCGAUUCCAACUUUUGACGAAGAAGAAAUCUCGACAAGCAAUAUUGUAGAUUCCAAUUUAUCGUCCACCCAUAUUGUCAAAGAUAAUAUGUCAAACUCAAGCGACGAGCAGUGCAAUGAUAACAGUAACAGAAACUCUUUAUGUAUCAAUGACAACAAAACUAUGGAAUCUAUGGAGGGCAAAUGCUUGGACGGACUGCGACACAUAACUUUACAGAAGAACAACAAUGACAAUGAAAACCUAAAUAUAAAGGUUAUUGAAAUCGAGUCGGCGCAAGAGUGCACUGAAUCCUAUCUGGAAGACAGUAACUCGAAAUACUCACCGAAGCCAAAUGAUAAUGUGCAUAGGGUGCACAGUGUAAAUGCCAUUACGUUAAGUACGGGUGACACGGAUAAUAGUUUACCUCGCGACACAAGUAGCGAUGCGCUCUCUGACGCUAGAUUAACGAACAGCAUCACGCAAAUUGCACACAUUAAUCCGGAAUUAUGCGGCUUACCUUUAGAACUAUUUACAAAGGGAUAUCUUUGCUUGCCCUAUCUGUCGUUGCCCUAUUUGGAUCUCUUAGGAGACGUUAAUGUUAGAGGAUACAUAGUAGGCGCUACAAAUGUGCUAUUCAAACAAAAGAAGCAACUCAUCGAUGUGCUAGUCGAGGUCGAAAACACACGGAUAGAAGCGACUGAUCCCGAGUUAAGACGACAACUGCACCUUACCACUGAAGAUCUGAGAUUCGCUGAUUAUGUUGUAAGGCAUGUGGCCGAGCCUCGGAAGGAUAUAUUUCUAGACGGAGUAGGAUGGGAGGGCGGUGACGAAUGGAUCAGAACGCAAUUCCGGGUGUACCUGUUGAGCAUGCUGCGUACCUCAAUGCAACAAGACACCCGCCAAUCGGAUCACUACAACGCAGCGUUCAUGUCCGCGUGGCGCAGUACAAAUAAUUAUAAGGCGUGGUGUAACGUGAGCAAGCCGGAGAUGCUUAAUAUUGAACCCGGUCAUCCUUUUGCUGGUCAGCUGUCAGUUCAAGAUAUGAAGCUGCGUUUAUCGCAUACUAUGCAAAAUACAGAAAGUGGCAGAAAGUUGAAUCAAGCAAUGGCAUCAACUGGGCGCGCUGUAGCAACCACGGGGAAAGCCGUAGGGGGAGCAUUGUCACAAGCGAAGGGCGCAUUCUCAAACUGGUGGAGCACACUGACGACAGUUCAGCCGGUCGACGAAGCAAAGAUUGACAAUCAAACGGCAAACAACGCAGUGUCUGGUAUUAUGGAUAAAGCGUCUAUCGAAGACGAGGAGAUGAAUGUCUCUACUACCAAUAACGCAGACAUUAGCGUAGACCUUGAUUAAUAUAAAAAUUUAUGCCAAUGGAAAGCGACCGUGAACGAUCGGAACUAAAAAUAUAAGACGGGUACCGGUGAAGAGCAUAAAUAAUGAUAAAGAUAUGUAAAACCGACGCAAAGAAUUUAUUCUAAGCGAGUAAAACAUGCUUGUGUGCUAAAAGGCCGAAUCUUUUAAAACAUCUCAGUUUUAGCGGAAAGAAGUGUGACAAAAAAUUAAAACCGUAUGUACAACUUAUUAUAUUAAUAUGAUAUGCAGUUUCACAAGGUGAUUCUUUAGAUCUGCAGACAAUUACUAAAGGUUACAAACAUGAUAUAUCGCUGAUUUAAAUAUAAUUUUGUAAUUUUUGCCAAAUAUUGUAUAUAAUUUCCAUAUACUUUAUAUGUGAUAUUAUUUCG